Molecule: messenger RNA, 6968 nt
Organism: Magallana angulata
Lineage: Eukaryota; Metazoa; Mollusca; Bivalvia; Ostreida; Ostreidae
Exons: 13
Coding region: 77-2479 (800 amino acids)
Source: RefSeq, a predicted model, not a curated record
AUGUUCAGUACGUGUUCGUCAAUUCGAAAAAGGCAUUCCAGGUCAUCACAACUACAGUGAAAAUUUUCCAGCUGGAAUGUUUCCCUCGUCUUUUUCACACGAACUAAAAGAAGGGGAAAUGAUUUCCAUAAAAUUGACAGUUACUGUUCCUAUUGGAUGUUUUGACAUAAAUCGUCAAAAGAACUGUAAAACAAGUAUUUUCCUACAAACUCCAGAAUACCGUUCUUCAACUAACUCAUGCAAGCCUCUUAGUAACCAAGGUGACUUAGCAUUUGACGAAAAGGGAUGUGGUAUUGUUAUCGAAAGCUCUACCUGGUGGGAAGAGAAGAUUCUUAAUGUUACCGGCAAAUCAGACAGGUUAAUUAAUUAUCCCAAAGAUAGAAACUUAAAUAUCAAGCUAGGUUCUAAAACGAAUAGUCCAGAGGAUCCAUCGAAAGUCUGGUACAACUUUACCAUGCCUGAUAUAAAGAUUCGUCUAUAUGACAAGGACGACCAUAUGAUAAACAAACUGUGCUCUGCAGAUACAGAUCCCAGAAUGAAAACGUUUGACGGGAAAUCAUGGACGGCGUCUUUGGCAGGAGAAUUUGUCAUGUACAGAGAUACAAAAAGGAGAAUAGCUGUCCAUGCUCUUUUUUCAUCUUGCCAGUGGGGUGGACAAGGACAUUGUGGUUGCGGAAUUGCUGUUAGAGUAGAAAACUCUCUGUUUGCUUAUCGUACUUGCGAGAGAAUAUCCAAUCACUAUAGUAAACCUCUAAUCCAUCAUGAUACUGUGUAUCAUAUUUGUGACGAUCGCCAUAUGGUAGUAGAUAUUGGAAACCAAUAUUCAUCGAUAACUCUUCCUAAUGGAGCUCAAGUAAAGUAUAGAAUAGGGCGGAAUUGGCUUUAUGAAAUCCACGUUACACCUUCCAUCUUUGACGAGGGCAAUGUUGAGGGGUUAUGUGGAAACCCAAAUAAUGACAGUUCUGACGAUUUCAACCUUCAAGAGUCGGGAAAAUCAACUUUAAACUCAAGUGUCUUUCAAGCAAGUUGGAGGGUUGAUAUAAAUUCUACGGAGAGCCUCUUUGGUCCCAAUGCAGUGUUCAACAAUAAUAGUUUUGAGUUGCCACGAUAUUGUGACUGUGCUGAAGAAAUUAAAGACAAUGAAAACAGCAUUUCUAAAUACCACACUGCAAAAUGUUCUGUUGCUUCAUCAGCUAUCAUGUGUUCCCAAACAACUCCAAAUAGUUUGACAUCAACGUGCACACACUACCAAAAUCGAUAUAAACGGAAUUCUAUUAAAAUGGAUUUUAAACGUCUUGUCCAAAAAAGAAGUGCCGAAAGUGAUGAAGUCAUCGAAAUUAUGCCCUUGACCAUUGAUCCGAGUUUUGAUCCAGACUUUAUUCCUCCUACUCCCUCAUGGAAGAAUGGUUGGAAUGAAUUAACAGCUCGCAAACACUGUGAAAAUAUCAUUCUCAACAACCCGGCUCGGAUAAGUUGUCAGAACUACAUUCCAAUGAAAGAAAGUACUGAUAUAUCGAUAGAACAAUGUGUCUUGGAUAUAAGGGACAGUGGGUCGACAGAGUUUUCAAAAUACACUUUGGAAUCUUUAAACCACUUUUGUUUAGACCAAAUAAAAAGAUACGAAAAAUAUCACGCGAAGAAUGGUUUUAAAAGAGUUUCCGUGGUAGAUGCAAUAGGAAAACUUGUUUGUCCUAAUGAUUGCUCUUCUCGUGGUGUCUGCAAUAAAGGACAGUGCAAGUGUAGAGCUCCAUACAUUGGUGUCGACUGUUCACUAACUGCCUCAACACCGCCAACCAGUGUUACCUUACCAGAAAACGGAUUAUGUAAAACAAGCAAACGUGCAUGCAAGAAAACAAACAUCUUCGGUUUUUUUCAUUCAGAAGUUGUAUACGCCAAAUUAGAGGAAUUUGAAAUAACAGAUCUGGGAAAGACAGACAGGCUUUCAACUGCAACCCUCAAAACAACGCAUAUUACCCCAACUAUUUUGCGAAUCAACUUGCCGACCAUUAACCUUAGAAGACGUUCCUCAUACGGGAAUUUAUAUGGAAUUGGUUUUUACAUUAGUUUGUCUUAUGACAAUAUGCAUUUUGGUGAAUCCAUGCCCAUUGUCAUUUUCAAUGAUGUCUGUUACACCUGUAGUGCGUCAACGUUGGAAUGUAACAUUACGAGAACAUGUGAGGAUUCAUCGUCAAGUCAAAACAUCAAUAUUAAAAAAGAGAAGGAAGGAAAUGAUAUUUCUCUAGCUUUGAUCACAGCUCUAUGUAUUGUUUCUGUCAUCAUCCUUGCGGUUGUAUGUGUUUUACUUUAUCUAAAGAUUAGAACGACUACCUGUUUAAGCCCAAAAAAUGACAUAAAAAGCCCAUCAUCCAAGUGUGGAGAGUGUUCCCCACAUCUUACCGAGACCACGAACACAGACAGCAUCACUUCCCAGCCUCCUAACUAUGAAUCCCUCAGCCCCAGCAGUUUUAUAACAACAUAGGUUUGCGGGCCGGGCACCUUGAUACCAAUCAUUGUUAAAAAAGUUCACCGGUAGUUGAAAAAUAAUCGUAAUCACAUAUGACUUGCAAUGGAAAGUGGUUUUUCUGCUAAGAAGUGAUUUUUUCUAUGUUAAGCAUUGACAUAUUGUACAAAGUUAAAAAAGGAUUUUUUAUGUCUUUUACAGGAAAUUUUAUCUAAAAAAAUUUUAAUUAUAAAAAGCUCGAUGUAAUGGUUUUUAUACUUUAUAAGUAAAUUAUAUUAUUCAUUGUGACGUCAACAGAAAUAAGUGUAUACUUAUUUUUGAUAGAUAUUUAGAAAUAGUAUGAAUAAAUGUUAUCAUGUAUUAAUAUAAAAAUAAUUGUACUAUCAACAUUAUUUGUAUAAUAGCUUGUGUGUUUGAUACCUUUGUCGAUAGAAAUAUCAUUGUAAUUUUGUUUAAUCUAAAUACAUGUAUGUUUAUUUUGUAGUGUUUAAAUCAAUCAACAUUGUAUGAAACGGUUGUGUUAUAUAAUGAUUAAUUGUCGUAUGAUAAACACUAGCAAUGUUAAUAUCAACAAUAUGAUAUUCAUAACGUAUUUCUUAGCUGUAAAUGGUACCAGUAUUGUAGAAAGAAUAACCUUUUAUUACAUGAUUUUAUUUUGAAAAGGAAGAAUUAAUUAUUUUUUUCUAUAUAAGAAAUCAGUGGGUUUUUUUUAUAGUUUAUUUUUAGACGGUGGCUAUAAAUAGCCACGGUCUAUUGCUACGGUCCUGACCGGAAGAGUAUUUCUCACAGGGACCCUAGCGGAUAAGGAACGAUAACUCUGUUCGGUAUGCAGUGUACGUUACACGCAAUGUUUUAUCUAUAUGUCGAUUUCAGUAUGAGAACUAAUUUUAAUGUUAUCGGAUAUUUUAAGCAUUAUAGCUGCUAAUCAUUUUGUACCUAAAUUUAAAUAAUCUCACAAUAAUCGCUUCUUGUUUUUUUUUUAAUGAUGUAAACAAUUGUCAGAAACACACUGUUUAAACAGGUUUGCCAUUUCAUAUUUCAGUAAUUAUGCUUCAUCGAUAAAUUCAGUCAUUUUCAACGCAUUAAUUUUAGUUGAGGCAGAAUAUUUAUUUGUUAUUGUAGCUUAUUCUAAAGAAUUCACUACAGAUACUGACAAUGAAUAUUACAUAAAAUACAUUUUAUUGAACUUAAACCGAUCAAUGGCACACUUUCUUCUACAAGUGUGCAUGUGUUUUAAACAUACAAAAAACUAGCUGCAGGACUGUAGCUCUCGGUCUGAAAAAAUUCGGAUGGACGACCUGGGAGCUACAGUGCCUCCCAUAGUAAAAAACUGCAGUUUACUGCGCACAAAAAAGCGCUAGUUUUGGACUGAUUAAUCUCAUUUACGAACACAUUCUGUACAAAUAUUUGAUCCCAAAAAAUUCUUUGGACAUUUUACUACAGAUAUCGUCACUUCACUUGCUUCUGAUAGCCUUUUAAACACCAUCACCAGCCCUGUUAAUUAAAGUGGUGCAAGUUUGUUUACAUUUAAAAAUGGCGACUCUCGAUCUCGACGUAAAUUAACAUACUUCAUUUUCCGAGGUCGGUUAUCAUGUUUAGGAGAAAAUCUGAGGCAAGUAAAGUGACGAUAUCAGUAGUAAAUUUGCUAAAGAAAUUAAUGGUACUAAUUAUUUUUACAGAAUUUGUGUAAAAAUAAGGUUAAUAAGUCCAAAACUAGCGCAAAUUUUUGUGCGCCGUGAAUUGCAGUUUUUUACUAUGGGAGGCACUGUAGCUCCCAGGUCGUCCAUCCGAAAUUUUUUCAGACCGGGAGCUACAGUCCUGCAUGCAGCUAACAAAAAACUUGAAAUUUACGAUAAAAAUGUGUUUAAUUUUGGACUGACCUGUGAUUUACUUAAUUUUGUAACCCACUCAGUCUAUAGGAACAUUAAUUUUAUAACAUUUACUACUGAUGUUGACGCUUUACUUGCUGCUGACUUUCUCUCAAACACGCUAAUCGAUCGGCCUCGGAUUGUAAAAUUCACGUGCAAAUCAAGUCGUCAUUUUACAAUUUUACAUGUAUACAUGAAUAAACAAACCACAUUUUACGAUGUUUCAAAGAUUUUCAGUUCAGAUUUUUUUGUAAGCAAAUAAGGGAUUAAAGACAUGCUGUAAAACGUCUUAUGGAUUUCUCGGCGUGUCAGCUCGUUUAUCUCUAAUUUGCAGCAAACGCUAGCUUUUUGUGAGAAAAAACAAUCGGUUCAACUCAUGCAAUAUUCCAUUUACAUUUAUGGUACGUUGUGAACGGUAAUGUAAGAUACAAUAAUUUUGUUCACUUAUUAACAGUUUCUGAUGAAUUGUUCACAAUAAACUGAAUAACGCAAUUCGAUGAGCGAAGUACAAUUCGGACUUUAAUCCAUAUGCACCGUCUCUGCUAUUCGAGAACCUUUUCUUUGGUUUUGGGGGGAUUUUGUCGCUAAUAGAUAACAUGUUUUACACAUGUACGUAAAUAUCGCCCCUUUUGUUCUCAAAUAAUUUUUAACUCGCGAGUACAACUCUAUUAUGAGCUAUCUUAGACAUUUGUUUCCAUUUACAAAUAGGCGGGCCUAUAUAAAUGCGUCAGUUUGCAAUCGAAAUACACACCUGUCAUCACUCAACGAAAUGCUACAUCGGCCGUAGCGUAUACAUCCAUGCUAUAUUUGCGAUAAAUAAUGAAACAUGAAGGUAAAAAAUGUGCUUCAUAGAUGACUGUAGUAUUCUACUGAGCUACAGAACUAUAUAGCUUUCCGAAAAUAUUGCCGGGAUUUGCAAACCCUAGAUCUAUUGUAUAAUACAUGCAAAGAAUAAAAUGAAAUUUAUUUACACAGCUGUUCGGUCAGAAAAACAUGCGUUCAACUUGAAUUUUGUUUGUUUGGUGUUUUUAAAAACUAAUUUUGAAUAAUUAAUCAAUAUUUAUUAUAAGUUUACUAGAAAAGUUUCAUGUAGCAAGUAAAUCAUGCGUGUUAAGUGUACUGAGAAGCGAUAAAAUAUACAUGUGACUUUCCCAAAUUCAUUCAAAUAAUUUGAAUAAAUCUAUAGCUAAAUACAAUAAGACAAAUGUACUUUAAAACGUGGAUUAAUGAAACUGCCGCGACUGAAUAUUGUAUGAUAUUUUAUUUUUAAAAUUUUUAUUCACUUUCGUUGCGAGCAAAUGGAAAUAAUCCACUUAAGUCGAAGAUAAAAUAUUAAUUGACUCUUCUGUUUCAUGAUGACGUGCAUUCCAAAAGCAAUACCAGUUUUCUCAAACAGGUUCUUGUAAACCAUUCUGUUUUCUGUACACCUAAAUUUAUUAACUGACUAUGAUGACAAAGCAAGUGUGAUGCAUAUGGUCCACAAGCAAGUGUGAUGAUGCAACUUUUUCCCCGUGAAGAAAUUGAGGGAAAAUGCUGUCGAGAGGAACAAUAACCGUACUACAUGUAUACCCAAAUAGUUAGUAAAAACCUGAUAAGUAUUUUAUCAUACCAAAGCUUUAUUUGUUCUCGUUACUUUGAGAAAUCUACAAUAUCUUUAAAGCACAAUAGUCCAAUCCACAAUUUUCAAAAGGUGUUCCCCUUUGCGGGAUCAACCCAAAGGUCAAAAGGAAAAAAACCCAAAAAUUCCCCUUCUUUAUACAAUCAAAUAUUUGGGCGUACUGUGAUGAAAUAGCUUUGGAUUGGAAUUAUUCAUUUAAUAUGUGGUGGCAACCCACAUAUUUAAUGAGUCAUUUUGGGGCAAUCAAAAUACGUACAUGUAGUACAUGUAUAACCGAAAACGGAGUUUUAAUGUCAACUGAUAUAGAUACAAACAUAUAGAUACAAACAUAUAGAUACAAACUUCUAUACUACAAAGGCUAUUAUGAUAAAUCUAUCGGUUCUCCCCAAAAGAUGACGAUAAAGAGACACAACAUUUGUAAAGUGUGGAUUGUGAUCACAACUACGAUUUACACAGAAUUAUCCAUGUAGGUAACUCACGACCAGUUGUGCGAGUAAGCGUUAGGUAUUAGUACACGUAUGAGAUGCUGGCUGUGGAUUUUCGACAACAAUAAUUAUCAUACAUGUAAUAUGCCACUUUCAAACGGCGCCACCGUCUAACAGUACUUUCAGUACUUUGAUUCAUAUCUUUACGAUCAAAUUGACUUAAGUCUGAUUUUUGAAAUAGAAAUAUCGCUGAAAUGGGGUGAAGACAUUACACUUUUACAGAAAAGCAGCUUGAAAUUUUCUUUUGCACUGGGCUGGUAUUGGGACUUAUCGCCCAUGCUCUUAAAAAUAUUUCAAAAUCAAUUCUCUGUUACAAUGAUUAUAGGGUUCCUAGCAUGCAAAAUCAGCGCUGAUACACAUUAAUACAAAGAGUGUCGAAGUAGAGCAAAUUUGUUUCUAAUUAUGAUAAUAUGUCACCAUGGCAUUGCAUAGCAAAGAUGACAAAUAAUAAAAGAUAUGCAAUUCUAAAGUGUUAUGCAUACCAUAGAAGAUAUAUUAAGAAAAAUAUCAAGCUAUAUAUAAAAGGAAAGGAACCC